AUGUCUUCCUUGAACAGCAAAUACGCAGGCGCUAAGACAGGCGUCUUCUGGGACAUUGAGGAUUGUCCAAUCCCUAAUGGUCUCGAUCCUGUUUCGGUUUAUCGGAAUAUCAAAACAGCUCUCGCGAAUCAAGGUUAUCGUGGUGAGGUUACAAUCAAGGCUUUCAAAGAGAAGAAGACGAUUCGAAAUGACUUUGAACUCGCAGGAAUCAACUUGGAAAUUGCAGGAGAUAAACAUGGGAGAUUUACUAGUAUGUAUCACGCAUUUUUUAGCUGGGUACUUCAGAAUCGUGAUACUACAAAUCUGUUGAUAAUCUCGAGAGACAAGACGGAGUUCGUCACUUUUCUCCAAGAUUCUGUUGGGGAAAAUUACAAUGUUCUCGUAGCAGAGUCUGAAGACCCGCCGGAGAAAUGUAGCAAGUGCGGAGUUGCGUUGGACAAGCCUCCUUUCACCAAAAAGCCGGUUUUCGGUAAUGAAGAAUGGUUUUGGACAAGCCUAGCAAAUGGAGGAGAUCCUAUCACCACCAUAACCAAAUGCAAAAAACCGAAGGUUACUCAAGAAGACUAG
Arabis nemorensis is the source of this 567-nucleotide messenger RNA. NCBI's taxonomy places the organism in Eukaryota, Viridiplantae, Streptophyta, Magnoliopsida, Brassicales, Brassicaceae. The record is from the annotation of a GenBank genome assembly.